Messenger RNA from Aspergillus homomorphus CBS 101889, 1632 nucleotides. It is a transcript of the gene rrp3, whose product is annotated as RNA-dependent ATPase RRP3. The transcript has 2 exons. Gene Ontology annotation, molecular function: ATP binding; RNA helicase activity; nucleic acid binding. The coding region runs from base 26 to 1426 and encodes 466 amino acids. Lineage: Eukaryota; Fungi; Ascomycota; Eurotiomycetes; Eurotiales; Aspergillaceae. The record is from RefSeq and is a predicted model, not a curated record.
CGGAGAUAUACAGACAUCACACAUCAUGCCAGCAAUUAAGAAGCGCAAGGUCGCCCAUGAGACACCCGAAGCUCACAGCGAUGCUGAGUCCACCAGCUCGAAACAAUCUGCUCCGGAGCAAGUGGAUGAAGUCGCCGAGAAGAAGCCGGUCACGACCUUCAAGGAACUCGGACUAAUCGAUCAAUUAUGUGAGGCCUGUGAGACGAUGGGAUACAAAGCACCAACGCCGAUUCAACGGGAGGCUAUCCCACUCGCUUUGCAAAACAGAGAUAUCAUCGGUUUAGCACAGACUGGUUCUGGUAAAACUGCGGCAUUUGCAUUGCCCAUCCUUCAGGCACUCAUGGAGAAGCCUCAACCCUUCUUCGGCCUUGUGCUGGCUCCUACUCGCGAGCUGGCUUAUCAGAUCACGCAGGCUUUCGAAGCCUUGGGAUCUGUGAUCGGUCUGAGAGCCGUGACUAUAGUGGGUGGAAUGGAUAUGCUCAGUCAAAGUAUCGCCAUCGCAAAACGGCCGCACAUCCUGGUCUGCACGCCAGGCCGACUUCUGGAUCACCUCGAAAACACGAAGGGAUUCUCUCUCCGCUCGCUGAAAUACUUGGUUAUGGAUGAAGCCGAUCGUCUGCUGGACAUGGACUUCGGCCCACUCCUAGAGAAGAUCCUCAAAGUCCUCCCACGGGAGCGCAGAACAUUCCUCUUCUCCGCGACGAUGAGCUCGAAGGUCGAAUCCCUCCAGCGAGCCUCCCUCUCCAACCCUCUGCGUGUCUCCGUGCAAAGCGAAAAUUCCAAGUACUCGACCGUCUCCACCCUCAUCCAGUCCUACCUCUUCAUUCCCCAGAAACACAAGGACCUGUAUCUCGUCUACCUGUUGAAUGAGUUCGCCGGCCAAUCAACAAUCAUCUUCAUGCGCACUGUUCACGAGACCCAGCGUAUCGCCUUCCUGCUCCGCGCGCUUGGAUUCGGCGCUAUCCCACUGCACGGCCAACUCUCCCAAUCGGCGCGCCUGGGUGCGCUUGGCAAGUUCCGCUCCAAGAGUCGCAAUAUCCUCGUCGCCACGGACGUUGCGGCUCGUGGUCUGGACAUUCCCAGUGUCGAUGCUGUCAUUAACUAUGAUUUACCUACCGACUCCGCCAGCUACGUCCACCGAGUUGGUCGAACCGCGCGUGCCGGAAAAUCCGGCAAGUCCGUCUCAUUCAUCAGCCAAUACGACAUCGAGCUGUGGAUGCGAAUCGAGAACGCCCUCCAGAAAAAAUUGCCCGAGUAUGACUGUCCGAAGGACGAGGUGAUGAUGUUGUCAGAUAAUGUUUCCGAGGCGCAAAGACAGGCGAUCAUGCAGAUGAAAGACUACGACGAGAAGAAAGGCAACAAGACCGGGAAGAAGUUUGGAAAAGGGAAGCGGUCUCGGGAUGAGAUGGAUCAGGAGCAGGGCUAGAGUAGAGCAUGCAUGCUUUCGUCUCUUCUUUGCCCUGCUACUAUCGUUCGAGGAGUUAUGGGAUCUUGUGUUUUGAGGACUCGUGUAGACUCGGAAUGCGAUAUCUGAUGGAUCUUUUCGUCUACUUCUAUUCUUUGUUGAUUACUUUCUGAAAAUACUUCUCACGCCCGGAUUCAAUACCCACAUGAUGAUUUUUUUUAGUCGAU